Messenger RNA from Alternaria alternata, 615 nucleotides. RefSeq lists its product as hypothetical. Gene Ontology annotation, molecular function: protein binding. Lineage: Eukaryota; Fungi; Ascomycota; Dothideomycetes; Pleosporales; Pleosporaceae. The coding region runs from base 1 to 615 and encodes 204 amino acids. The transcript has 3 exons. The record is from RefSeq and is a predicted model, not a curated record.
AUGUCGACAGCAACAGCCACCACUUGCAGCACUGCUGCAAUUGUUCUAGUGGCGCCACCCGAGGACUUUGAGAUGCCCAGCCUGAGAGACGAUGUCGUGCCCAUUCAGGUUGGCUGUAACAAAACUUCGCUGUUGCGCGUACAUACCACCGUCUUGAUUAAGAGCUCCGAACUGCUCAAGAACGUAAUGAAACCAGAGUGGCGCACUGAUGCUACAAAGCCUAUCGAUAUGUCCGACAUGGAGCUCACGAUAUUCGAGGCAUAUUGCGGAUGGCUGUACACCGGGAGGAUUCUGAUGGAUACUGCCUUCAAGAAUGCCAUCAUCGCUGCCAUCAUCCGUUCAACAAUUGACCACAAGAUGUAUCCCAGCCUAAAAGCGGUACAGAUCAUUUACGCCGGUACGCCUAGCAGUUCGCCAGCGCGACGUCUAAUGGUAGACUUCUGGGUGUUCAGUGCCAAACCAACAUGGACAGGGCUUUCGGAUUUGAUCGAGAAGACCUGCUCUGAUUUCGUGAACGAUCUCGUUCGCGAGCUCAUUGUGAAGCGAGGCAAACCCAGCGGCGUUUUACAGAGACCAUGGGUCGAGGAUCCUGAUUCAUACCGUGUUGAUAGCUAG